UUAUUCCACUGCUGCUGCCGCGCUGCUGCUUACUGUGAAUUUGGGAUGUGUCGUGCAGCUCUCUGCACCAAACCAUGGAGAUUAUAUCACGUGGAUUUAUGCUUUUUUUAACAAAACUGGACAUCUACAGUAACAACGUUUUAGUUUAUAAUUUUGGAUUACUUUCCCCCACCGCCCACCUAAUCAUCUCUUCUGUUCUUUUAUUUGCCCACGUUCUAUGAUUUCAUGUCCAUAGCGUUUGCAGAUCUUUUAUUUAGACCGUUUAUUAUUAUAUUUUACACUUUCUUCCUUUUCCCUGUCUUUUUUUUUUUCUUUUUGGACUCGAUGAAGUGGGAUGCCUCAAGGAAAACAUUAGUGAGGCGCAGCAGCAAAACGUGAAUGAAUAAUAGUCCCCUUCUCCAUCUGAGACGUGCCAUGGAUGGGAAACUUAACUUGUGUCCACGGAACCGAUCGGGGAAUCGCAUCCUCCUCAAAUAACUGCUGCUGCUGCUGACAGCGACCAGGACGAAUGUCAUAGGAUGAACACUGCUGGUGGGGUGUGUCUGUCUGUGCUGUCCUCCCUCCUGGCUGUGGCUGGGGCCCUGGCUGCUCUGUCUGCCCUUGCUCUAGCUCCACUCUCUACCCUAGCCGAGGUUGCCCAUGGAGCUGUGGAUAGCAUCCCCAGCACAGGGGCAAAUGGAGGACCCUCACCCAUCUCCUCAUCAUGUUCCAGCCUUGUAGCAGGGGUGCUCUACGGUUCUUUCUCCCUAAGGGAGCUUUUUCCCUUCAGGAAACCUGGUUGCUCAUGGUCCUUGGAGAAUCCAGAUCCUACAAAAUAUUCCCUCUACCUUCGCUUUACCCGAAAUCCUAUCAUCUGCCAAAUGCACCAUCCUAUGCUCCUUUCACUGGACCACCACCUAGCCAAUCAAAGCUGCCCUCUUCAUCUACAGACAACAACAGCCAGGGAUCAAGAAGUUGUUGAUCUCUGUGGCAGCACCUUAACCACAGACAGACCUUACUCCUUCCUGCAGUUUGAUAAAAACUUUGUGCAGAUAUGUCUGACGAAACAUCCUCUUGCAGAUGAGGCUCAGGUAACCAAGGAAUUGCUGGAGCAGAGGCUAGUGGAGGUAUUGCUCAUCAACAACGAGAAUUCCAGUCAAUUUACCUGCGGUGUACUUUGCCGUUGGUUUGAGGAAUGCCUGCGGUCAGAUACCAAUGGGGACCUGGAGACACCUGAUGGAGAUGUUUGUGGGAUGACCCAGACAGGGUGUAUUUGUCCUAAUCACAACAUCAUGGCACCACCAAUACCUCUACUGCCGGAGACACCACACAGUUUCAGCAAUGGCUCCCAUGUUCCAGAUGACUGCUGUGUAACUGAGCUUCACUCCAAUGAGGCAAUUGCUAUAGCACCCAGAGAUGUCCGACAAGACCCAUAUGAUGAUGACCUGAAAGUGAAGACCCAAAGGCCACGAUCAGCUGACCUGCCAGGUGUGUUUCAGGCACAAACAGGUGAUCCAGCGGCAGAGGAGUGGUCACCAUGGAGUGUGUGUUCCUUGACGUGUGGGCAGGGCUGGCAAGUGAGGACGCGAUCGUGUGUCUCCUCUCCUUAUGGCACGCUUUGCAGUGGUGCUCUGAGGGAAACACGCAUGUGCAACAACACUGUUUCCUGUCCAGGGGAACCUGGAAUCAUAAGUUCAGUGCAUGGGCAGUGGGAGGAGUGGUCUUCAUGGAGUCUGUGCUCUGUGACCUGUGGGCGGGGCUUCAGAACACGCAUCAGGAAAUGCAUGGAUGGAGGUGGGGUCAAACCUUGUGGACAGCCCGAGAUUGAUACCAAACCCUGCAACAUAGCCGUUUGUCCUGUGGAAGGCCAGUGGUUGGAGUGGGGCGCCUGGUCAAAAUGUAGUGUAACCUGCAACACUGGGACCCAACUGAGGCAGAGGCGCUGCAGUCCGUCAGUGCAUGGCUGGGCUGAGUGUAAGGGGCCCCAUCAGGAGAGCAAGGAAUGCACCAACCCUUCGUGCAGUGGUGGAGGUAACUGGGGCAGCUGGAAUCAUUGGAGUCUCUGUAGCAAGACGUGUGACUCAGGGUGGCAGCAACGCUACAGGAUGUGUGAGGGCAGCGGGGUGAAAGGCUCUCCCUGUGAAGGUUCAGGAGAGGAGGUUAGGUCCUGCAAUGAGAAGAAGUGCCCUGCUCCUCAUGAGAUAUGCAAAGAUGAGAACCUCCUUUCAAUGUCAUGGAAGAGAGCCUCAGCAGGAGAGACUGUCUACAACAAGUGUCCAACAAAUGUUAUCGGAUCUGCUAGUCGUCGAUGUAUGCUGGAUAAUAACGGAGUUGCUUUCUGGGGUCCUCCGAGCUUCGCCAGAUGCGUCUCACUUGAAUAUAGACAACUACAUUUAGCUUUACUAGAGCAUCUUGCGAAGGGUCAGAGGACCCUGGCCGGGGAGGGGAUGUCUCAGAUCGUACGGAGUCUCCUGGAACUUUUGCAGAGGAGGAGCUACUACAGUGGCGACCUUCUCUUCUCCACGGAGAUCCUGCGAAAUGUGACGGACACCUUCAAAAGAGCAACCUACAUCCCAGCUUCCGACGACGUGCAGAAAUUCUUCCAGAUUAUUAGUCAUAUGUUGGACUUGGAAAAUCUUGAAAAGUGGGAGGACGCACAUCAGGUCGCUCCUGGUGCUGCUCUGCUGAUGAGAAUAUUAGAAGAUUUUAUUCAUUUCAUUGGAGAAGCACAAAAGCCUUUUCAGAGUUUCCUAACAGUCACAAACAAUCUCAUGAUAACAAUACAAAGAGAGCCAGUAUCAGCAGUGUCAAGUGAUAUUAACUUUCCCAUGAAGGGACGACGAGGGAUGAAAGACUGGGCCAGGACAGCCGAGGAUAAACUCUAUAUCCCUAAAGAUGUCUUUACAAUGCCUGCUGAGGAGCCUGAAACAGAAUCAGAAACCACAAUGUACUAUGUCAUUGGAGCCAUUUUGUACAGGACUCUUGGCGUCAUCUUACCUGGACCAAGUCCUCCUGCAGUGAUUAACUCCAAGAUAAUGACAGUGACUGUGCGUCCUGAACCACAGCCAAGCGAGCCAAUGGUUGUGGUGGAGCUGUCACCGCUUUUAAAUGGUACAUCAGAUCCUCAGUGCGUUGUCUGGAACUAUGGCAACCCGGAAGCUGGCGCAGAAAACUGGGGCACAGAAGGCUGCCAAACGCUUGCAUCAAACACUGUCCACACCAAAUGCCUCUGCAGCAAGAUAUCCACCUACGCCGUGUUAGCGCAGCAAGCUAAAGAUCCGGACAUGGGUCCUGCCAGCAUGCCCUCUGUGCCCCUUAUGGUGGGCUGUGGGGUCUCCUGCACCGCUCUCCUCAUCCUGCUGCUAAUCUAUGCUGCCUUCUGGAGGUACAUCCGGUCAGAGAGAUCGAUCAUCUUGGUCAACUUUUGCUUCUCAAUCCUGGCCUCCAAUUUGUUGAUUCUGCUAGGACAAUCUCAAACACUCAACAAGGGGCUUUGUACUGUGACUGCUGCUUUCCUGCACUUCUUCUUCUUGGCAUCCUUUUGCUGGGUACUGACUGAGGCAUGGCAGUCCUACUUGGCCGUCAUCGGCAAAACAAGGUCGCGCAUUAUUCGCAAGCGUUUUCUGUGCCUCGGCUGGGGUCUUCCAGCCCUUGUUGUUGCCGUGUCAGUGGGUUUCACCAGAGCCAGAGGUUAUGGCACAGCCAGCUACUGCUGGUUGUCUUUGGAGGGUGGCCUGCUUUAUGCCUUCGUUGGUCCUGCUGCUGUUAUUGUUCUGGUAAACAUGCUGAUUGGGAUUGUGGUGUUCAACAAACUCAUGUCUCGUGAUGGCAUCUCAGACAAAUCUAAAAAGCAGCGAGCAGGUGUCCCAGCGGAGGCGCGUAGCCGACUGCUACUGAAGUGCUCCAAGUGUGGCGUGAUCUCGAGUACCGCUAUGUCCAGCUCGACGGCCAGAAGCGCUAUGGCGUCCCUGUGGAGCUCCUGUGUGGUUCUCCCUCUGUUAGCGCUGACCUGGAUGUCGGCCGUGCUGGCCAUAACUGAUCGACGCUCCACACUCUUCCAGGUCCUCUUUGCUGUGUUUGACUCUGUCCAAGGUUUUGUCAUCAUCACUGUUCAUUGUGCUAUGCGUAGAGAGGUGCAAGAUGCGGUGCGUUGUCGAAUGGGGGGAUGUAAAGACGACAGUGAAAACUCCCCUGACUCCUGCAAGAACGGACAGGUGCAGAUCAUGAGGGGCGUUUGUGGACAGCAGCAUGGCUCUCGUCAGAGCACCCCCCUCUGUUCGUCUGGCUGUCAUCCGCAGCUUCCAACACCAACGUGCCACCACACAAGCCAGCAAGCCUGUUACCUCGAUCUACCUAACAGCAGUCGCAACUGUGUGCUGGACCACGCCCACACACAUGAGCACACCCCAUUACUCAACAAUACCCACAACCACGCCCCUAAUCACAUCAACAGCCGAUCAACAGAUUUUGAGAAGGAUGUGGACUUGGCUUGUCAAACAGAUGUACCGCAGUUUGGUGUGUUGUGCUUUGAUGUAUUAACACAGUCACUUUCCCCCUCUACCCUUGCAGAGAGAGGACACCCAUUCAUUUUCAAAGAGGUCAACACCUGCAACCCAGCCACCAUCACUGGAACCCUGUCACGAAUCUCCCUGGAUGAUGAGGAUGAUCCAAAGCUUGCAGCACAUCAGGAGGGGGGCGUGGGGGUCAAUUUCAGUUCCCUUCCUGGAAACAUCCCACCUCCAAACCUCAUUGUACAGGUGCCAACAUUAGGAGGACUUAAUGAGCUCAGCGAGACACCCCUAAAGAAGGAGGUAAACGUUGACCAGCAGAGACAGCAGGGCCAGCCACGCAGUACUGCUCCAAUAUACUUGUGUACCGAGAGCGGAUUAGGGUGGGCUCGGCCUCCCGCUUCCUCCAACAAUUCCCAGGAUGGAAGUGCAGGAAGUGGGGGGAGUGGAGGGGGAGGAAGUGUGGGAGGUGGGGAAGGAGACUACAUGGUCUUGCCUCGUAGGACAGUCAGUCUCAAACCUCCAGCAUCCUCUUCGCAAGGAGGAGGCCUGGGACUUGGUGGGGAAGACAAACCUCUCAACAUUGGAGUUGAGGACCCUCCCUUUCCCCCUCCUCCCUCUCCACUUACCCUUCACCCAGCAGAGAGUGAAGCCUAUCCGGCGGACUUUGUACCGUCCAGUGUUGGUGAUAUGAAUAUCACCAUGAACCUAAACCGCUCCUACGGGACUAUCAAAACCGUGCCCCAUGGGCAUGGCCACUUGAUGGGUCAAGGUGGACAUGUGCACUCCCACGGAGGACACAUCCAUUCCCACGCGCAUUCACUCCACCUAAAGCCAGGCCAGAGGCCAUCAGUCAGACAGAUUCUGACAGGGGGAACAACUGUGGAGAGAACCCGCACCCUUCCACGCAACCUGGGCAGCACCAAUGCCAACACCAGCCUCUCAGCGGGAUCCCUGGAGAGGAAAAGAGUACGGUACUCUGAGCUGGACUUUGAGAAAGUGAUGCACACUCGCAAAAGACAUUCUGAGCUGUACCAUGAGCUCAACCACUCGUCCAAGUUCCACACCAUAGACAGGUAUAACAGGGACCCAGCCAUGUCCACAUUCAAGUUUGAUCGUAGCCACACAGUCAGCAGCACCAUGGGCAUCCAAGUCAACAAAGGACAAGUCCAACCCAGAGGACCAGAGCUCCUGGGAAACCUUCAAGACUAUGACCCCUGAGCUGUCUAUCGUGCCUGGGGAGCAGAAAGACCGUCUAGAAUUGCACAAUAAGACAUGGGACUCUUCCUCGGCGAACACACCGGACUCAUCUGAGGGAGACUUCCAGACGGAAGUGUGAAGACACGCAGACACUCAUGCUCUCUUUAAUCACAGACUUAAGCUCAUGUUGAGAUACAAACACACAUAGACGCAAGCCUCCCGGAAAAAAUAUAUAUGUAGGUUUGAUUUCCUGCAAAGGAUCUCAGACAUUCUGCUCCCUGCCUCAUGCAGUGUGCUUUGAUGGAUCCCAUACUGUAUUUGUUUACAGCUGCUGAGGACAUAUACGAAAGGAAGACCGUUCUUCGCUCUAUUUUCGCAAAGACUUUUGGGGGGAACAUAGAACAGGGGCCGGAAAGAUAUGUCACUAAAUGAACAUAAAGGAUAAAAAAAAACAUUAUUUCUGAGAUAAAAGGUCUCAAUUUUAUUCUUAAAAUAAAAAGAAAACGUCUUACAAGUGUUUGAUGAUGACCUGGGAAGGGUGGUCUGGGGCGGGAGAGAAAAAUAACAAUAUUUCUGCACUCUUAUUCUUUUUUUAUAUAGCAAGGGGAAGAUUUCACCUAGAACCCCAAGGCAAUCUACUUUCCUUUUUUUCUUGUUCUUUUAAAUGGAUGAUGAAAGUAUCCAGUCACUUAAUCUUUCCUAUGUGUUUGCUUUCUUUUUGUCAAGAGGGAAUAAGGUAUGAGAGGGAGAGACAGCGCUGCUCACAGAUUAUGUGCCAUUCUCUUACAUGUCUUCAUGUUCUGGUUUCUUCUUGACCCACUUUCUCCUUUGACACCCCAUUACCUAAUGUUAUUUUUUAUUUUUUUAGCAUUUUCUAUUGUUAUUGAAAGGAAGGAUCAUUCCCCUCUGCUCUGUCACUUGAAAAUGGCCAACAAAUGACAACCAAUUCACUUUUGUUCCAUAGAUUUAUUGUUCAAUGCCCUGUCUGUUUAUGAUCAGCUGAUUUAUUUCUACUGAUACAUGCUUGAGCUGUCUGCAAUUUCUUUUUUGUCGGUUUUUCAUGUAUGAAGAGAUUUAAAUUACAUAAAACUUUAAAUGCCUUGAUAUACCAGAGCACAUGAAAGUGAGAUGACAUUUUAACAGGAUAUGGCAGUCAUAAAGAUUGUAGCCUCUUUGUUGUUCUUUUUUUUUUAAGUUUAAGGGUUGCAUGAUUUGAGCUGUUGCGAGUGGCUCUCGGUUAAUCGCCCCUUUGCCAGUUUGUACCCCCCUUUCAUAGCUAUGAAUCAUCAAUUCAUUACUUUCUAUUUACAUGAAAUACAAAAAAGGAAAAAAAAAAAACAUUUCUUACCAAUGUAUUUUACCAUGGCAUAUGAUCAUUUUUGUUGAAGUAUUUUCGUGAAUUUUCAAAAUAAAUGUUCAUCAGAAAAAUGUAAACAUUUCAGUCAUAGCUCAAUCAAAUUAUAUACAAGUGUCUUGAAAGUUUCUAUUACACUUUAUUCUUGUCAAUUUCUUUUCCAAUUAUUUAUUUAGCAGUGCCCCAUUUUGGACAGUUGACCCAUGAUAUGACUUUGCUACGACUGACAUUUUAAUAUAUCUAAAGGGCCACAAGCAAAAAUAAAGUUCUAAGGGCCACACGUCACUGAAGUUAUUGAGUCCAUAAGAUGGAAUAUAAAUUGAAUAUAGAAAAAAACUUCAAAUGUGCAGUUAUCAAAGCAGAAACAAGAAAAAUGACUGUUGGGUAUAAAAGCUGGUGUGGUUGUUUUAACGCCUAGUUGUGAAAGGCAUAGGCUUAUACCUGAUAAAUAUCAAAGGUACUAAAUGGCAAAGGGGCAAAAUGACCAACACCUGUCAAGAGUCACUGUGGUUCCAUCAAAUAUUGCCAGUGAUUAAAUUUUAGCCAACAUGGGUCCAAUAUAGGUACAACUGUUCUUACAGAGCUAUGAAAAAGUAUUAGAUGUCCUGCAGAUUUCUUCUGCUUUGUUUUCUUGUCACACCAUUUUUUUCAGAUUAUCAAACACAUUUUAUUAUCAAAGAUAACACAAUGAAAUAUACAGCUUUCAAAUGCUUUUUGUUAAAGACACCCAUGAUAGAUGAAGUCCAAUAACUGUCCAAUAAUGCUAAGGCAACUUUGCUUGCUUUAUCAGCUGAGAGUAAUACAUUAUUUUGAGGCAAUUAAGAGAGAAAACAAGAGAAAAACAACAGUCUUAAACGUUUUAGCAUCCUCUUAGUUUCUAUCUCCUGGUUCGAAGUUUGCUUGGAUCAAUCUAUCUUGUCACUGUGAUACUAAAAACAAGGAUAAAAAGAGUUAAAAGAUAGGACUCAUGCUGACUGAAAACUCAUUAGCGUCAGAUAAAAAAUAAUUUUCUAUAUACAAAAUCUUUUUAAAUGCUUAAAAACCCUAUGAUUUUCUUUGGUAUACUAUCUCUACCUCCUUGAUAUCGCCUGCUCAGAACUCAGAAACAUGAAAUCUUAAUGCAACAAGCAGCAAGGCCAAAUGUAUAAUUACUUGUUUCUAUGGGUUCAACACUUUGUGUUUAUAUCUGUGGGCCUGUGAGCACAGCAGCUGCAAAAAGAGAGCACAAAAAAGACAGUUCAGAAUAAAGAGGAACUAAAUUGUACACUUGGAAUGAUUCUAAUGCCCAUACUGCGGUUAUUAGAAGAGAGCUGCUGGUUUCUUAUUAUUGCUGCAUUAGUUCAACCUAGAAAGUGUUGAGGGAGAUGAUAAUUCUUCUGAGGAAUGUCCAAAAAAAGGUGGCCAAGAUAGAUUUCCAAAUAAUGCUGGUUAAAAUCUCAAAACAGGCAUUGAUGAAGACAAAGGCAAGCGUUUAAAACAGUAAUUAUCCAGAGGAUGGUAAGUUGCCCUGAGAUCUUCUAGUGCUGCCCUCAAACCAUCUGCUUAAGGCUCCCUAAUGUGGUGGUAGAGCAGCGCAGCGCAGAUGGCAAGACAAGAGUGGCGCCCCUCUAACCUUUCAAGCAAAUCAGCUGUUAGGCAAGCCUACAGCUCCACCUCUCUCUGAGGAGGAAGACUGAUUUGAUCCCAAGUUGCCAAAGUAAGGUCACAUUCCGAUGAUCUCCUGAGAAGCAUUGGAUCUAGAUCCACCAAACAAAGCUUCCAUCUGGUAGCUUCAAGGCCAAACUCCGUAGCUAUUACUCCUCGGUAUCUACAUUUUUUUUUUGUAUCUCUUAAACAGAUCAAAUGAAAAGGGGGGGGGGGGGUAAAGUCUUGUUCCCAUGGUAAUGGGAUCUGCAGAUAAAGAGACGUGUUCAGGUUUGUUUUCGGCAUUGUAAGAGAAUUUCUUUCAAUCAGCCUUAUUUUUCAUCUUGUAUCUGGAUACUUUCACACUAAUUGAUGGUUGGUUUUAAUUUUUUAUGUCAAGAACAGUAAAGUUAUAUACUGCUUGACUGAUUAUAAAGUCUGUCAUGCAUUGUUCUACAUUUCUAUUAAAAUGUGCUGUAAUGUUAUCAUAACUCUAGGUGAAACCAUUUCAACCUUUAGAGACACUCCGUUUUCUCGAAAAGCUUUCAAUAAUCAGCUGUCUUUAGGGGACAUGACACACCAGAAGGCAAAUUUUCAACUGAAGUUAAAGUCGAUUCAAAAACCUUCACAGCUCACCUUUCAUCUUGUCCUACCUGCAAGCCUUUGAUUCAUCUAGAAACAUCCAACAUUCCAGCUGAUUUUCUUACUAACAACCCCUCACUCCAUUUUGUUCUUUUUAUACAUAAGAUUGUACAAAGUAGUCCUCUAAUGUUUUCAUAGUGUCUUUUUUAUAUUAAAAAUAAAUUUUCAAACUGA
Molecule: messenger RNA, 9480 nt
Organism: Cyprinodon tularosa
Lineage: Eukaryota; Metazoa; Chordata; Actinopteri; Cyprinodontiformes; Cyprinodontidae
Gene: adgrb2
Product: adhesion G protein-coupled receptor B2
Exons: 36
Coding region: 519-5708 (1729 amino acids)
Biological process (GO): negative regulation of angiogenesis; adenylate cyclase-activating G protein-coupled receptor signaling pathway; peripheral nervous system development
Cellular component (GO): plasma membrane
Molecular function (GO): G protein-coupled receptor activity
Source: RefSeq, a predicted model, not a curated record